Messenger RNA from Cynoglossus semilaevis (tongue sole), 367 nucleotides. Its product is annotated as heat shock cognate 71 kDa protein-like. Gene Ontology annotation, molecular function: ATP binding; ATP-dependent protein folding chaperone. The annotation marks the transcript as partial. The record is from RefSeq and is a predicted model, not a curated record. Lineage: Eukaryota; Metazoa; Chordata; Actinopteri; Pleuronectiformes; Cynoglossidae. The transcript has a single exon.
GAGAGGAACGUCCUCAUCUUUGAUCUUGGUGGCGGCACCUUCGAUGUAUCCAUCCUGACCAUAGAGGAUGGUAUUUUCGAGGUCAAAUCCACAGCAGGAGACACUCAUCUUGGUGGGGAAGACUUUGACAACCGCAUGGUAAACCAUUUCAUCACAGAAUUCAAACGCAAGUUCAAGAAAGACAUCAGUGACAACAAGAGGGCUGUUCGUCGUCUGCGUACUGCCUGUGAGAGGGCCAAGCGCACACUGUCCUCUAGCACUCAGGCCAGCAUCGAAAUCGACUCCCUGUACGAGGGAGUUGACUUCUACACAUCCAUCACCAGGGCUCGGUUUGAAGAGCUCAAUGCUGAUCUCUUCCGUGGCACCU